AUGCAAUCGAUUACUUUGUUACUCCACCUAUUCCUGGUUAUUGGCCAUGCAGUAUCGUUCAAGGCCGGGUUACUAGAUCCCAUUAGAAGUAUGUUCAAUCCGAUCCUACCACACAGAAUACGACACAAACCUGAUCUAUUACUCGGACAACUAGUACCACGAUUCCGGGAUUCGGGACUAGGUGAUGAUAGCAUGGAUUUUCGUUCCAACAUACAAAUUGCACCUGAGAAAAAUCCAAAUUAUGUAAGGCCUUUCAACGAUGCCAUAAAAACAAAUAUAAUUUAUGGACUAUCCAGUAAGAAGAAAACGUCAAAAAACCCGAAAGAUAAGCCAAAAUGUGAAUCUAAAGAACUGCAUAAGGAGGAUAACUUAAAAAAUCUAAAUAAGGAUCCAAAACCACCACAACCACCAAAAGAUACAUGUAAAGACUCACCACCGAAAGAUUCAUGCAAGGAUAAGGACGAAAAAAAGGCCGAGCACCCAAAGGAUCCAUGUAAAGAUGUGCCCCCAAAAGAUCCACAUAAGGAUCAUAAAGGUGAAAAUCCACCGCCACACCCAGAGUCACCGAAGGAACCGUGCAACGACUCGCCCCCGAAAGAUCCAUGUAAGGAUAACGACGGAAAAAAGCCAGAGCACCCAAAGGAUCCAUGCAAAGACGUGUCACCAAAAGAUUCAUGUAAGGAUCAUAAAGUUGAAAAUCCACCGCCACACCCAGAGUCACCGAAGGAGCCGUGCACUGACUCGCCACCGAAAGAUUCAUGUAAGGAUAACGACGGUAAAAUGCCGGAACAACCCAAGAAUCCAUGUAAAGAUGUACCGCCAAAAGAUCCAUGUAAGGAUCAUAAAGGUCAAAACCCACCACCACAACCAGAGCCACCGAAGGAUCCGUGUAACUGCUCACCACCAAAAGAUCCUCAAAAUCCGGAACCACCAAAAGAACCUUGUAACGAUUUACCACCAAAAGAUUCGAGUACCUCCGAAAAUGAAUGUAAGCCACCUCCAGAACCAUAUAUAGAUUACGAUAACGACUCGCCACCAAAAGAACCUUGUAAAGAUCAAGAUGAACACAAACCAGAGCCAGUAAAAGAUCCUUGUCAUCCAAGUGACGACCAAAAACAACAUAAAUCGCCUGCACCUGCAGAACCACCAACGGAUUCUUGUAAUCCAGAAAAAGAACCUUGUAACGAUGUACAACCAAAAGAUCCAUGUAAAGAUCAUGAUGGGCAGGAGCCAGAACCACCAAAGGAUCCAUGUAACAACUCACCACCGGUGGACCCAUGUAAUGACUCACCACCGAAAGAUCCUAAUAACACACCACCGAAAGAUCCUUGUAAGGAUCAUAAUGGACAAAAAUCAUCACCCCAUUCAGAACCACCGCAGGACCAAAAUAAACAAAAAUCACCAAACAAUGCUUGUAAUGAUGAAAAUGAACAUAAGCCACCACCGUGUCCACCAAAGAAAGAACCGUGUAAGGAGGAAAAUGAGCAAACACCACAUACUAAUAAGAAAAAGAAACCUCUUAAAGGUCUAAAUAAUUCAAAAGGCCAUUUAGAUAUGAUACAUUCAAAUCAUUUUAAGAAACUUUCGUACAGACCAUCUUAUUCAAAAGUGGCUACUAUUGGCUCGAGUGACUACAAAUUAUCUGCAAUUGGAUCUGGUAAAUCACAAAUGCAUUCAAAAUUAUCUCCUAGUAGUUUUCGAUAUCCUAAAAUACCCCCGGAAGAUCUACUUCAUGAAAAAGCAACUGAUGAUUCAUACGAUUCCAAAAUGCCAUAUGAGCCUUUGACAUCAGAUCCAGCACCUAUGGGAAGCUCAGACAAUUUCCCAAAUGAGGACGCAAAUAAUGCAAUUGACACAGACAGUUCAUCUACAGAGGGGCCGUAUGAUAAUCGGGUAAAAGAAACCUCAACAAAAUCUACGGUAGAUUCAGAUGAUUUAGAAUAUGAUGAGAUUAUAGUUCAAAGAUUUACUCAAGCUGUAAAAUUAUUAGAGGAGCUAAAAAAACUAAGUCAAUUAAAUGCAAAUUUUAAACUACAAAGUUUACAAAAAGAAGGACAUGAAAAGGCUAGUACAGAAGAUGAAUAUAUCGAAACUACAGAAGCAAUGCCGGUGAAAUCAACAAAAGAAGCUUACGAUAUGCAAGAUAUAAGUGAUCUAAUGGAGCCUGAAGAAGUUUCGAGAAAAUUUUCUGAAGCUAGUUACAUUCCUACAGAAGGAGUUAUGACAAAACUACAAAAAGAUAGGUUAUACUACGAAGCAGAUGUGGUUCAGUCCGAUAAUAAUUUUAGCAGCACUGAUAAUCCCGAAGAAACGACUAUAAUAAUGUGA
This is a messenger RNA of Spodoptera exigua (beet armyworm), 2328 nucleotides long. NCBI's taxonomy places the organism in Eukaryota, Metazoa, Arthropoda, Insecta, Lepidoptera, Noctuidae. The record is from the annotation of a GenBank genome assembly.